UGGAUGUCACACAGUCUUCAGACAGAGUUGGAUUCGGAUCGCCAUCGUCCUCGUCGUCGUCGGUUUUUUUUACAGACAACCUGCCGCCGGUCUCGUGGUCAAACUCUGUCUGGAUGUUGUCGUCCCACAUCCUAAGUUUUUAAUUGGUUUAUACAAAGUUUUAGGUUCUCCUAUUUUAUUUUUAUUUUGCGGGGCGAGUGUUGCUCAGAAAAUCGUAUCGCGUAGUGUAUAAUCAAGCUAUAUAAUCUGUUAUCUGUGUACCUUAUUUGUGAUAUCCUAACCAACAACCAACAAAAUAGUUUAAAAAACUUAACGAAUUUUGUUGCCUAAUAAUAAAAGCCAAGUUAACUACCAAAUAUAACUGUGCUUGAGUUCCAACUAAAGGACGAUUACAUAAUCGGCCACCACUACGAUAUGGAUUACGUAACUCUGGUGUGGCAUGCACUGUAAAUGAAAAUGCACAAACACAAACUCUACGAAAAUCGAAAUUAUAUGGCGACCAAGUGAAAAUCCCCCGCUGAGCAGAACGAGCCAACCCGAAAAUAGAGUCAUCAAAUUUGUGCUGGCUUCACGGAAAUUAACCGCCGCCGAUUCGCCACGCUUAUAUACACGGCAAUCCGCCGUGAAGUAGGCAACAAAAUAUAUUUAUGCGCCCAAGUGAUAACAGCGGAAAAGGCAGCGAAGCACAACAGGCACUGACUUUGGCCUAGGCGGAAGGACGAGACAGGACGAGACAGGACUCAGCGAUCCGGAGAGAGGGGAGGAGUCAGGACAGGAGUCGGGAAAAACCAGGGGUACGACCACAGCAUCGCCAUGAAGGGUCUGACGGCGUUUAAGGAGAAGGCGACGGGCGUGUUUGGCGGCCUGAAGCCCAAUAUGGAGAAGUUCGAGAUUUCGCAGGGUUAUCAUGGAGGUCAUGGGGGCUACGAGGAGAUGGAGGGGGGCGACCGGGAGGGCCGGGGACCGGGCGGCGGACACGCCUACGACGACGACGACGACCGGCCCGACUCGCCCGCCUCCUUCGAGGAGAUCGAGCGCCCGCCGCUCCGGAAGAUCGACAAGUACUGCAAGGCGGAGUGUCCUUGCAUGCCGGCCCGCUACACCAUCGCCACCAUGGCCUGCGUGGGAUUCAUGAUCGCCUUCGGGAUGAGGUGCAACAUGUCGGCGGCCAAGCUCAAAGGAGAGCACAACGGGACUGUAUUCAUGAACUGGACGGUCGCCGUGGAGAGCCAUGUGGACUCGUCCUUCUUCUGGGGCUACCUGGUGACGCAGAUUCCCGGCGGCUUCAUCGCCUCCAAGUUCCCGGCCAACAAGAUAUUCGGCCUGUCCAUCGUGAGCUCCGCCACACUGCAUCUCUUCGUGCCAUUCGCCAUGACCCUGAUGCACGGUCAUGUGGUGAUUUGCGUGAGGGUCCUGCAAGGACUCUUCGAGGGCGUUACGUAUCCGGCUUGUCAUGGCAUCUGGCGCUUCUGGGCGCCGCCCAUGGAACGUUCCCGACUGGCGACGUUGGCCUUUUCCGGUUCCUAUGCCGGCGUGGUGGUGGGACUUCCGCUUUCCGGUCUCCUAGCGGAUACCGUGGGCUAUCAAGCGCCCUUCUACGCCUACGGGGUGUUCGGAAUCAUCUGGUAUAUGUUCUGGAUAUGGUUGUGCUUCGAGAAUCCCCGGAAACAUCCGGCCAUCAGCAUACCCGAGCUGAAGUACAUCGAGAAAUCGCUCGGGGAGUCUGCUCAUCCGACGAUGCCAUCCCUGAAAACCACUCCUUGGCGAGAGAUGAUGCGUUCGAUGCCGGUGUACGCCAUCAUUGUGGCCAACUUCUGCCGCUCCUGGAACUUCUACCUCCUGGUGCUGUUCCAAUCCUCGUUCCUCAAGCACAAGUUCGGUUUUAAGGUGGAGGAGGCGGGCUUCGUGGGCUCCCUGCCCCACUUGAUCAUGACCACGAUAGUUCCCUUUGGCGGCAUGUUGGCGGAUCACCUGCGAAAGAAUGGCAUCCUGUCCACCACCAAUGUGAGGAAGCUCUUCAACUGCGGCGGUUUUGGGAUGGAGGGCUUGUUUUUCCUAUUCGUGGCGCAUUCCUCAACGGCGACGGGAGCCAUGUUUGCCUUGACCUGCGGCGUGGCCUUCAGUGGCUUUGCCAUAUCCGGCUAUAAUGUCAAUCACCUGGAUAUUGCUCCUCGUUAUGCUAGUAUCUUGAUGGGUUUGUCCAACGGCAUUGGCACACUGGCUGGCAUCAUUGUGCCCUACGCUUUGGAUGGACUUAUACAGGCUAAUCCCACUGGCUGCUGGACCACAGUGUUUACCCUGGCCGCCUGUGUUCACUUGGUUGGAUGCACUUUCUAUGGUAUCUUCGCUUCCGGGGAGCUGCAGCCUUGGGCGGAACCCCCAGCAGAGGAGCAAAAGGUGUGGGCACCACCACCAGGUGCCAUUACCAACACGGAUCCUAGUCAGGCGGGCAUGUUGGGCGACUACAUGAAGGAAACCUCUUUUGGUGCCCCCGAGUACAAUGAGCAGAGCCAAAUGCAGCAGUCGAAUGCCAUUAGCUACGGCGCCACAGGACACGUGGCCAACAAUCCCUUCGCCAUGGCCGGAGGUGUUGCACCACCGAUUGCAGAGGAGGAUGCCCCACCGACCUACGGGGAUGUUACCGAUCCGGGACAGUAUGGAUACACGCAAGGACAAAUGCCGUCCUACGAUCCGCAGGGCUACCAGCAGCAGCAGUAAUGGGUCACUGAUAUAUAUCAUAGCUUUUAGUUGUAGUCGGAAAUCGUUUGAAGUUUAUUGUUUGUUCUUGGUGUGCCGUUAAAGAUUUCCCCCCAUUUCUCUCUACCCAUUUGUUGAGUUCCAUCGCUGAAGGAUCCUGAAAGCCUUUCGGAGUUUUUGAGUAUAUUAACUAAAGAGUAACGAAUUUGUCAGCGAAUUAGGGGAUUCCACAUGCCACACUAACACAAUGAAACUAUGUACCUAACAGAGAAACUACAUAUGCAUUACACAUCAAUACCGAUAGCCAUUAACAUUACCGUUAGCCCACAUAGACCCAAACUGGCCUAAUCGAUCUAUAUAGCAUAUAUACUGUUAAGGCCUCGCUUGCGCGAAUUUCUAUUUACAAGCUCCGAAAUCCAAAUCGAAACUGCAACACAAGAUAGGGAAAGAACUGGAAAAAUAAUCAACACUUGUGUAUAUCAUAUAUCAUCACAUAAUCCACACAAAGCCUAUAAUAAUUAUAUUUAAAUCGGUAUAAUCGUAUAUAUAUAGCCAAAGAUUGUUGUUGAACUGCAAACUGCAAGUUUUAUUACCGUUGAUGAUAUUAUCUUCCGUGUAAAGAGAACAUUUUAAUCAAACCCAAGCAAUUGUUGAUGUUCGGCACGAAUGAUAACCCUAAAAAGUACUAGCUAAUCAAAGAGACAUAAUAAUGUUCUGUUAACUAACUAUUGUUUAUGUUUGACUUUUUUAGUUACAAGUUAAUGCACCGUAUGCUUAAAAUUACAUGAGCAGGGCAUGAUAUAGAUACUGAAUACAAACCACUAAAGUAGUUAGCCGUAGGCGCAUAUAACCUCAGACUUGGUCUUCAUAUGCUCACUACAUUAAAAUAAUAAUAAGCAAAAGGAACACCUUAAAUAAAUAUUUAAAGAGGUCGAGUUUGAGUUUCCUUGCCAAAAAUGUUGUACAAUAAAGAUUUUUCUUAACUUUACUUUUUAAAAUAUGUCCCUAAGAAAUUUAAUCGUUAUGGAUGGUUAAACCUUUUCUGAAGUAACUUUUUGGCUUGGAAAUUCAAAUAUUCUAAUUUAUUAUAAAAACUUUAUUUAACAUAAAGUAUUUGUAUUUUUUUGUAAAAAUUAAAUAACUCAAUACUAUCCCUAUUAAAUCUCUCUAAAGUAAUAAAUUUAAACAUUUUCGAAAUAUUUAGUAGACUGUAAAUAAAUUCGGCGUUAAGUAAUUUUAAUAUAAUUUAAUAAAUUAAUGCACCAUACUUGAUUUAAGAGCACAACUUUAACUUACAAAAUGCACUGUUAUUCCUUAUUUUGUUCAGUUUAUAGCACCUUUUCUAAAUUUUAUUUUAGUUAAUAAUUUAAAUUAAUACCUUAAAUAAUAACUGUCACACAAAACAUAUUUAGACGCACUUACUUUCGCACUGUUCAAUUGAAUAUACAAUUUACAAAAAAUAAUUUCUAAUCGUCUGUAUAUUAUCCAAACGUAUUUAACUAGCCACAAAUAUAAUAAAUAACUAUAUAAAGGUAAUUUAAAUUAUUCACAUUUAAAUCACUAUGUAUUAAAAACGUGAACAUUUUCUAACUAAAAGAGUCAAUUCUAAUACCGUAAUUUGUACAGCGCAGCGAAUAAAUACUCACGCAAAUACUCGUAUAGCAACUUUAACAUAGCUAAUAUAUAUUACAAUUUUAAAUGUUUUUGGAUAGAGGUUCCAAUUGAAGAAAACAAUACUGCUUGUGUGAGCGACAAUACCUACUGAAGUAAGCCUAGUUAAUAGUUAAUCGUUUAUAUUCAUCUAUUAUUAUAAUUUAUUUACUGAUUUGAUUAUAGGCUCAAAUUUUUAAACGAAUGCUUCGCGCAGGCAAUUAAAAAUGUUGGCCACUGGGGCGUAUGUGUAAUAUUAGAAUAGUUAAAAACCAUUCUGUACAUAAAACCAUUUUAUCAAUUGAGUAUGGCUCUUUUAAUCGCGAGAUUACAAAAUUAGAGACAAAAUCUUAUGGAUUUGACUUUUCUUCUAUUAUUUGUUUCGUUUUUGAGAGAUACUCAAGCUCUCGGGGCUGUGUGGACAAUAAUGACAUAAAUAUGUUAACCAGAAAGCCACGGUUAUAACUUUUGCUUGCUAAGAUAUGAAAAUAAUGAAAAUCCCUUCACAUAACAGUUUGUAAAUAAAUGAAGUGUAUCUCGUAGUUGAACGCCAUCAUUAAAUGCUUUUGUGAGUAAUUUAAGUGUACAUAAAGCCACAAAUAAACCGAAGCAUAACUAAAUCUUAAACGAGCGCAACUUUAAUAGAGUUAAACCAUCAGUUUUUGCUAUUACCAGUCAGUCACACCAGAACAGGUUACAUCUAGGGUAUUUUAACUACUAGCCAAACAUAAAUGUUGUGCGUGGAAAUAAACUACAAAACGCUAAGAAAAUGCAUACACUUUCAUACAGAAAUAUAGGCGCACAAAUACAAAACAGAUAUAUGCUAUUAACAUAAAUCAUAAAUAUAUUCAAAUCAUAUAGGGGCUGUCUCCACAGAACCUUUGAAAUAUUGAAAACAGAUGUAGUAAUGAUAUUACCGCUAUACUUAAACCGUGUAUAUAAUUAGAAACAAAAUAUUCUUUGUGUUUACUGAGAGUUCUGUAUACAAAAUAUAAAAAAUAUUAAAUCAAAAUUAAAAUUAUUAAACACAAUCGGAGAUCCCUUUUCUGGCAACACCCGCCCAUGUUGUAUAAUUUGUAUGGUAGCUAAACCAAGUUAAGAUAAACACCUACUUAUAUAUUUCAGUGUAUGCUCAUUAACAAAGAAACCGAAUAAAUAUUCCUAAACAUAAACGAGUAAAUAAGACUCAAGACACAGGAAACCCAGUACUUAUUUAAAAACAGCUUAAAUUUGGUUAAACGAAAUAAUGAUACAAACCUCUUGCAUGAGAUCCGGCUAUACGAAUACCGAAUAUUUGAAGGUCAUGAAAAAAGAACAAAAUUAUACCCAAUGAAAUGUAUUUGGAAUUCAAUAAAACGAACAUGUUAAAAAUUA
Molecule: messenger RNA, 5721 nt
Organism: Drosophila suzukii
Lineage: Eukaryota; Metazoa; Arthropoda; Insecta; Diptera; Drosophilidae
Gene: VGlut
Product: Vesicular glutamate transporter
Biological process (GO): monoatomic anion transport; regulation of synapse structure or activity; synaptic transmission, glutamatergic
Cellular component (GO): excitatory synapse; synaptic vesicle membrane
Molecular function (GO): neurotransmitter transmembrane transporter activity; L-glutamate transmembrane transporter activity
Source: RefSeq, a predicted model, not a curated record